UUUCAGCUCUUUACUCUUUGUGAGGUCUUUAAUAGACCAAUCAGCGCGAAGGGGGUGGAGUCUGCAGCAAAUUAAGCAGUGAGCUGCGGAUGAGAGCAUCAGAGAGAAAGCUUGUGUAAGCAGCCAUCCGUCCCGCUCUACCUUAACACCUUUAUCGCUCUGCGCCAACAAUGUCAAUCCCAGACAUUUCGUUCCCGCUCCUCCUCCUCUCCAUCCUGUUGCUGGGCUACGGUUGCCGGGCGGCGGACAUUCCAGAGGACACUACAUCGGAGUUCUCGGUCAGACUGUACCAUCGGCUGCAGGUGGCAGGGGGUCAGGAGAACAUCAUCUUUUCUCCGCUGAGCGUGGCCGUCGCCCUCGGCAUGGUGGAGCUGGGAGCCAGAGGGACGUCUCUAGACGAGAUCCGACAGACGGUGGGAUUCAGCCACCUGCUGCCAGGUGUGGAGUUUUCUUUGCUCCAGAACCUGACCGAGGCACUUUCCGAUGACGAUGCCCACCACGUGAUCCGGUUGGCCAACAGUCUCUUCCUGCAGGAGGACGCCAGCUUUAACCCCGAGUUUCUGCAUCUGAUCAAGAAAUUCUUCCGAGCGCAGGUGGAAACGGUGGACUUCAGCGACUCGGCGGCGGUUGCCGAGCGGAUUAACAGCUGGGUGGAGAAUCAUACGGAGAGUAAGAUCUGUGCUCUGCUGUCCGCGGAGGACUUCACCAGCGUGAUCCGCUUGACUCUAGUGAACGCCGUCUACUUCCGAGGUUCUUGGAAAAAUCAAUUCAGGCCAGAGAAUACCAGGACCUUUUCCUUCAGCAGAGACGAUGGCUCUGAGGUUCAGACCCUCAUGAUGUAUCAGCAGGGAGACUUCUACUACGGCGAGUUUAGUGACGGGUCCCAGGAGGCCGGUGGCGUGUACCAAGUGUUAGAGAUGCCAUAUGAGGGAGAGGAUAUGUCCAUGAUGAUCGUGCUGCCUCGGCAGGAGGUGCCUCUGUCUUCUCUGGAGCCCAUCAUCAAAGCGCCCCUCCUGGAGGAGUGGGCCAACAAUGUCAAACGGCAGAAGGUGGAAGUAUAUCUGCCAAGGUUCAAGGUGGAGCAGAAGCUUGACCUGAGGAGCACUCUGCAGGAGCUGGGAAUUCAAAAAAUAUUCACCAGCGAUGCGGAUCUCUCCGCCAUGACAGAUGGUAAGGAUCUGUACAUUGGGAAGGCAGUGCAGAAGGCUUACCUGGAGGUGACGGAGGAGGGGGCAGAGGGAGCCGUUGGAUCUGGAAUGAUUGCCCUGACCAGGACUCUGGUGCUGUACCCACAGGUCAUGGCAGAUCACCCAUUCUUCUUUGUCGUCAGAAACAGAAGGACAGGAUCCAUCCUCUUCAUGGGCCGGGUCAUGACCCCCGAAGUCAUCGAGCUCAAUGACCAAGACUUUGACUCCAUGUGAAUGCAACUUCAAGCCUGUCGGUCUUAAAAAAUCUAAUCCUCACCUCAUAAAAGCUACCUGUUCUUUCA
Molecule: messenger RNA, 1489 nt
Organism: Nothobranchius furzeri (turquoise killifish)
Lineage: Eukaryota; Metazoa; Chordata; Actinopteri; Cyprinodontiformes; Nothobranchiidae
Gene: serpini1
Product: serpin peptidase inhibitor, clade I (neuroserpin), member 1
Biological process (GO): negative regulation of endopeptidase activity
Molecular function (GO): serine-type endopeptidase inhibitor activity
Source: RefSeq, a predicted model, not a curated record